AUGUCAAAGAGCAUCCAAUCCUUGGUUCUUGAUGCUGGUCCUUUGAUUACUCAAACUUCAAGUCAACUUCAGCAAUUUGCCAACACUUUUUACACAACUCCGGGUGUGCACUCAGAAUUAAAAGAUGAACAUUCUAGACAACAACUAAUUCUCUGGGGAGAUAAAUUGCAGGUAAGACAUCCAAAACAAGAGUAUAUUGAUCAAGUAAGCAGGUUUGCUCGUUUAACUGGUGAUUAUGCUGUUUUAUCUGCAAACGAUAUUCACAUUAUUGCAUUGGCAUAUGAACUUGAAGUCGAACUUAAUCAUGGUGACUGGAGAUUAAGAAAAUUCCCUGGUGAAAAAUUGGAAUUUAAGACAAAAGCUACUACAACAGAGGUAACAAAAGAAAAAUCGGAUGCGACACCUGUGGAAGUUGCUUCCGAGACUCUGGCACCUACUGAACAACCAUUUGAAGAAGUAAAAGCUAAAAAACCCAGAAGAAGAGGGGGAAAGAGACAAAGAGAGAAGAGAGAAGCACAGCUUCAAAAUGAAUUGGUUGGAGAGAAACAACAAGACACAAAAAAUACAGAAAACACAGAAGAAAGUGAAACGACAAUUCUUCAAACAAAAGAAGUGUUAACUCAAGCCAUCGAAAAAAAGAAAGAGGAAAAUUAUGAAGCUCUUGAAGAAGACUAUGGUAAUGAUGAUGAUGAUGAUGAUGAUGAUGAUGAUGGAGAUUGGAUCAAUCCUGAGAAUUUGUAUGAAGAAAUGAUGAAAGAUAAUAACGAACAAAUAGCUGAAUCCAAAGUGGGUGAAGCUAAUGUUCCAUUUAUUAAAUGUGCAUUGACUACAGGAGAUUUUGCAUGUCAAAACGUAGCCAUGCAAAUUGGUCUUAAUUUGAUGAAUUCUAUGUCUGGAAGACAGAUUCGCAGAGUUCGUAACUAUAUGUAUCGUUGUCACGCAUGUUUCAGAAUGACGCCAAUUCCAAAGAAUGGUAAGCCUAAACAUUUCUGUCCUAAAUGUGGUGGUCAAACUCUUUUACGGUGCGCAGUUUCUAUUGAUAACAUAACUGGUAAAGUUACUCCUCAUUUAAAGGCAAAUUUCAACUGGAUCAGACGUGGAGAUCGUUACACUUUACCCUCACCUUUAAGUAAGAAUUCCCAGAAACGUCAAGGUAAUGCUGGACACCAACACAACAAGCAAAAUCGUCAUAGAAUCUUGCAAGAUCCUGUGUUACUUCGUGAAGAUCAAAAGGAGUACGUUCAAGCAUUGAAAGAUGAUGACUGGCAACGUCGCCAGAAUGAAAAGGCUCUUCAAGAAUGGAUUGGAGGAGGAAGUGCAGACAACUUCAUUUCUCCUUUUACAACCGGUCCGACAGUAAGAGGAUCAGGAGUACGGGUUGGACGAAGCCGGUUCAUCAAUUCAUCAAAGGGAAGAAAGUAA
Molecule: messenger RNA, 1422 nt
Organism: Lizanozyma spartinae
Lineage: Eukaryota; Fungi; Ascomycota; Pichiomycetes; Serinales; Debaryomycetaceae
Gene: HBR3
Product: rRNA-binding endoribonuclease
Exons: 1
Coding region: 1-1422 (473 amino acids)
Biological process (GO): maturation of SSU-rRNA; ribosomal small subunit biogenesis
Cellular component (GO): preribosome, small subunit precursor
Molecular function (GO): RNA endonuclease activity
Source: RefSeq, a predicted model, not a curated record